CAGCCCCAUGCCCAGAGCAGGCGCCCCACGCCGCACGCAGCACUGCACCAACUAACGCGCCGCCGCGGAAUCGGUUGCCGGCUAUGGAGACGGACGCCACCGCCUUCUACCCGCCGCCGCCGGCCCACCAGCGCCAUCCCACGGCCGCGCAGCCGCUGUCGGCGAAACCUCCGCCGGCGGGCGGCGUCGCGGGGCGAGCCGCGGCGGGGCGGCAGUACCGCGGCGUGCGGAUGCGCAAGUGGGGCAAGUGGGUGGCCGAGAUCCGGGAGCCCAACAAGCGGUCGCGGAUCUGGCUCGGCUCCUACGCCACCGCCGUCGCCGCCGCGCGCGCCUACGACACCGCCGUCUUCUACCUCCGCGGCCGCUCCGCGCGCCUCAACUUCCCCGACCAGCUCCUCGACGGCGCCGGCGUCACCGUGGCCGCCGGCCCCGGGGACCUCAAGGAGGGCGGGGGAGGCGGGCUCUCCGCCGCGGCCAUCCGGAAGAAGGCGGCCGAGGUGGGCGCCCGCGUCGACGCGCUGCAGUCAUGCGGUGGCGGCUCCCCGGUCUCCCCGCCCCCGCCGUCCCCGUCCUGCCGCCGCGGCCGGGCCAAGCACCCCGACCUCAACCGCGAGCCCACCCCCGACACCGACGACGACGAGUGAACUCUAAACCCACCCCGCCGACUCUUCUUCGUCUUCUUCAAUCCUCCACCACCUACCUAGUGCUUAAUUAGUCUUUACCCAGGCGAGUAGCAGCAGCCAGCUAGCUAUAGCGGUAGCAGAGAGUAUCAGUAGUAAGCAAGCAGAUCAGUAUGGGGAAGCAUGGAUCCGACACGCAAGGUGUUCGGCGAAAUGCGGGUGAGCUCGGGAAACAACCAAACCAAUAAUGGAGCCGCGACGUCGCCGUCAGGUCGGCCAAAGUAGGGGCCUAGGCUACCAGUUAAUCACCGUCCGGCCGUCGUCGCCCAUCCGGUCGGAAGCGGCGGCGACGGCGAAGUAGCGGCAGCUGGAAUGCGUGAGUGCGUGCGUGGGCGUGUAGCUAAGGCGAAGCGCGUGGCCUUCCCAUAAAAGUGUUGUUUGUAAAGGAAGAAAGAAUACCGGCAAACAAAGGCUUCAACAAUCUUUCCAUGCA
Molecule: messenger RNA, 1113 nt
Organism: Lolium perenne
Lineage: Eukaryota; Viridiplantae; Streptophyta; Magnoliopsida; Poales; Poaceae
Product: ethylene-responsive transcription factor RAP2-1-like
Biological process (GO): regulation of DNA-templated transcription
Molecular function (GO): DNA-binding transcription factor activity; DNA binding
Source: RefSeq, a predicted model, not a curated record